Molecule: messenger RNA, 1344 nt
Organism: Penicillium malachiteum
Lineage: Eukaryota; Fungi; Ascomycota; Eurotiomycetes; Eurotiales; Aspergillaceae
Product: GYF domain-containing protein
Exons: 1
Coding region: 1-1344 (447 amino acids)
Cellular component (GO): U5 snRNP
Molecular function (GO): protein binding
Source: RefSeq, a predicted model, not a curated record
AUGGCAAGCUCACAGCCAAGACCUAAAAGGGGAGGAGAGUCCUUUGCCCGCACACACCACAUUGAAGAUGACCCCGAAGACCCUUCUGAUACCAAGAAACCUCGAUUUGACCUUCGCAACCCCUCCGCGCUAGCGCCCGAUGCGCUUGAGGAAGAUGCAGUCCUAGAUGCAGAUGAGAUUGGCCGGCGAGGUCAGAAAGUCGGCCGUAAAGCCAUUAACCUCGACGGUUACGAUUCAGACAGUGAAAAUGAGGGAUUCUCAGCGCGCAUGGAACAAAAAGCCAAAAAAGAUCGCGCAGCCGAGGACGACGACGAUGACAUGUUUGCCGAGCUAGAAGAAGACUUUGGCGAUGAGGAAAUCGACGCCGAUGAACGCAAGAACAAAAAAUCCGUUCGAUUCUUACGAGACGACGAAAUCGAGGGCCAAGUCUCUUCUUCUAAGGGUGGAAAAGCGCUGCAUGCGGAUUUAAGAAAGACAAACCCGGAUGAGCUCGAUGCUGAGGAAGACGCAGACAGUGAGAGUGAGGUCGGGGAAGAGGAGCGUGCCAUGGUUGACAAUGAGAUGGAUGAAGAGGUUGGUGCUGGUGCGAAGAAGAAGCAUGCGCCAUUACUCGAUGCGUUCAACAUGAGCACAGAACAAGAGGAAGGUCGAUUCGAUGAGUCGGGUAACUUUGUUCGCAAGGCUAUCGACCCCGAUGCUGUCUACGAUUCAUGGUUGACCGGAGUCUCCAAGAAAGAUAUACGCAAGGCGAAAGAAGCCGCAGAGAAACGCGACUUGGAGAGGAAAGAGAAGGACCGAAUGGACGACAGUGUACUGACAUCUGAUAUUCUGAAGACUAUCAUUGUACAUCUUGAGCGUGGAGAGACGAUAUUGGAAGCUUUGGCUCGACUAGGCAAAGGCCUAAAGAAGAAGCCGAAGUGGCAGAAGAAGAAGAACAAGAAGAAGAGCGACAUCGAUGACACUGAAAUGACUGAGGAAGACCCAGAAGAGGCUUACCGGCGUAAGGCUAUCGAUGCCAUCACCGGUGCAGCGGAUCUGCUCAUGGGCCGAGAUCAGCCUGAGAUCUACGAUACCGAGCGCGAGCUUCUCACACGACAAUAUCGCAACGAGACCGGAGAAGACUGGGUUGACCCACCUUCAGGACCUGUAGAUGCCCCGGCCAACGAAAGACCUGCAAUGUGGGAGUAUCGCUGGUCAGAUGCCCGAGAUGGCGGUGCUACUAAUGGCCCUUAUGACAGCGUCAUGAUGACUUCCUGGAACAACGCUGGCUACUUUGGUGAGGGCGUCGAGUUCCGUCGCGCUGGAGAUACAGGGCCAUGGAGCGCUACAGUCCAAUUCGUGUAA